Molecule: messenger RNA, 345 nt
Organism: Phycomyces blakesleeanus NRRL 1555(-)
Lineage: Eukaryota; Fungi; Mucoromycota; Mucoromycetes; Mucorales; Phycomycetaceae
Exons: 4
Coding region: 1-345 (114 amino acids)
Source: RefSeq, a predicted model, not a curated record
AUGUGUUCUGUGUCGUUAAUGGCAUUCAAUUAUACAACUUGUCAAUUGUUACAUCCAGAAAACAAAAACAUUUGGUUCCCUAAUUUAAGAUCUCCGUUAGUUAAUGGUUGGUUAUCACUGAAGCAGUGUGAAGUGUAUGAGUGCCUGCCUUUUGUCUUUUGUUGUUUUAUAAUUAUCAUUGUAACUUUGAGAGCCUCAGAACUACCAUCUGAAAUUCUAUCACAAAUUGCGGAGCAUCUAUUGACAAAAGACAUACUUGCUGAGCAACAGUAUGAUUUAUUUCAAUGUCUUCCAAACUUGGUGCAUAUCGAUCUUGGACAUAAAAAUCUUAACAUUAUCAAUUGA